AACAAAAUAACGAAACAAAAAAGAGCGGCUUUGUGGCAUCUCUGCCGGCCUAAAAUAUAAUUGUAUACUAGAUACUCUUUCCCUGCUCGAAACAGCGUUUAGUCCACGCGCGCAGAAUCAGAGCGAAAAUGGCAAAUGAGAUUCGAUGUUUCGAAUUGAAUACCGGAGCUAAGAUGCCGUCGGUGGGUCUCGGAACCUGGCAGGCUGAACCUGGUCUUGUCGGUGCUGCCGUUGAGGCUGCUAUCAAGAUUGGUUACCGCCAUAUUGAUUGUGCUCAAGCCUAUAACAACGAAAAGGAGAUUGGUUCAGUAUUAAAGAAGCUCCUUGAAGACGGUGUGGUUAAGCGCGGGGAUUUGUUUAUUACCUCCAAACUUGGGUUUGUUUUGUUCAUUCAUUUAGUUGGGAUUUCCAGGUGCUACUUGUCUAAGUGUUCUAAUCACGAUCCAGAAGAUGUGGUGAAGGCACUGGAAGGAACUUUGCAGGACCUGCAGCUUGAUUAUGUUGAUCUGUAUCUUAUUCAUUGGCCAGUAAAAAUGAAGAAGGGUUCAGCUGGUUUUAAGCCUGAGAAUUUUGACCAUCCAGAUAUUCCUAGAACAUGGAGGGCAAUGGAGUCAUUCUUCGAUUCUGGCAAGGCUCGUGCUAUUGGCGUGAGUAACUUCUCCACAAAGAAACUGGCAGAUUUGCUAGAGGUGGCGCGUAUUGCUCCUGCUGUGAAUCAGGUGGAAUGUCAUCCUUCCUGGCAGCAGGCCAAGCUACGUGCAUUUUGCCAGUCCAAGGGAGUUCAUCUAUCUGGAUAUUCACCUUUAGGAUCCCCUGGCACCACAUGGCUGAAGAGCGAUGUCCUUAAGAAUCCAGUCCUGAAUACGGUUGCCCAGAAAUUGGGGAAAACUCCUGCUCAAGUUGCUCUUCGCUGGGGUUUGCAAAUGGGCCACAGUGUGCUUCCUAAGAGUACAAAUGAAGCAAGGAUUAAGGAGAACUUUGAUGUAUUCCAAUGGUCUAUUCCUGAGGAUUUGUUUGUGAAAUUUUCUGAAAUUGAGCAGGCAAGACUGAUAAAAGGGACUUCCUUCGUCCAUGAGAAAUUUGGCCCAUAUAAGAACAUUGAGGAACUGUGGGAUGGCGAGAUCUAAGCCCAUCACUACUGUUUUCAUGAAAGGGGUUGCGAGACCUGCGAUGUUAAUUCAUUUGAUAUGCAUCAGCAACAAUGUAUGCUUCAUGUUUUGUUGUUAUACUCAAGAAAUUAUUGGCCGCUUACACUUUGUUGGUUGGCUUGAUUAAAUUAGUAGCUUCCCAUA
Molecule: messenger RNA, 1292 nt
Organism: Ricinus communis (castor bean)
Lineage: Eukaryota; Viridiplantae; Streptophyta; Magnoliopsida; Malpighiales; Euphorbiaceae
Product: NADPH-dependent aldo-keto reductase, chloroplastic
Exons: 7
Coding region: 129-1127 (332 amino acids)
Cellular component (GO): cytosol
Molecular function (GO): aldose reductase (NADPH) activity
Source: RefSeq, a predicted model, not a curated record